Messenger RNA from Thalassophryne amazonica, 4675 nucleotides. RefSeq names its product integrin alpha-X. Gene Ontology annotation, cellular component: external side of plasma membrane; integrin complex. NCBI's taxonomy places the organism in Eukaryota, Metazoa, Chordata, Actinopteri, Batrachoidiformes, Batrachoididae. Gene Ontology annotation, biological process: integrin-mediated signaling pathway; cell-matrix adhesion; cell adhesion mediated by integrin. The transcript is spliced from 31 exons. Gene Ontology annotation, molecular function: integrin binding. Bases 68 to 3697 code for a protein of 1209 amino acids. The record is from RefSeq and is a predicted model, not a curated record.
GUGUUUCGAAAACGCCUUUAAAAAAACAUAGAAGACAGGAAAUAUUGCAAGCGAAUGCAGCACAGUGAUGGGAAAGAUGAAGAAGCGGCAGUGCUUCUUUCUGCUCACUUAUACGGUGGCCUUCGCCAUCUCCGCCUGUCUGAGUUUCAACAUUGACACGACAAACAUAAGCGUCUACACUGAGAAAAAAACAGGAUCCUUUGGGUACAAAGUGCUUCAAUUCACAUCUGGAACAAACAAAGGAGUCCUUGUCACAGCACCCCAUCUAAGCGGAACUGGACAACUAUCCAACGCUGAGCAACACCAGUGUUUUACUCCUCCAGCUAUUUCUUUGAAAAAUGAAACAAUACCAGUCAAACACUUUGGACUAUCGAUGGCUGCAAGCCCCACACGCGCCACGUUCACUGUUUGUAGUCCAAGUUUAGUGCACGAGUGCCAUGAGAACUCAUACCUGCACAGUGUGUGCUAUGAGAUGACAUAUGAUCUAAAACCCUCCUCCUUUUUCAAGCCUGCUUUUCAAGCAUGUACAAAGAAAACUGUCAACCUUGUCUUUCUGUUUGACGGCUCGGAAAGUAUGACCACCGAGGAUUUCAACAAAAAUAAAGUCUUCAUAGUGGAUGUAAUGAACAGCCUUAAGAACACAUCAAUCAAGUUUGCUGCAGUUCAAUUUUCCUCGAAAACCAGAAAGGUUUUUGACUUCAAUGACUAUGAUGCGGGUGAUUCGUUCGCUAAGCUGCAGCGGGAAGAGCAUAUGAAGAAACUCACCAACACACACAGGGCUCUCAAUUAUACACUAAUAAACAUUCUUGAAAAUCAAACAGCUGGAGCCUCCCCUGAUGCAACUAAAGUUGUGAUACUAAUCACAGAUGGCGAUCCCACCGAUAAGAACAACCAAGACAUUGAAACAUAUGAUGCAAAGAACAUCAUUCGUUUCGUCAUUGGGGUCAAAAAUGUACAACUGGAAAAGCUUCAGGCUAUCGCUUCAGAACCGAGACAAAACAACACCUUCAAAAUUGAGGACUAUAGCGGACUGAAAGGAAUACUGGAAAACUUCCAGAUAAAGAUCUUUCAAAUGGAAGGGACUGACGUGGAUCGAGCCGGAGAAAUGACUAAUGAAAUGUCUCAGAGUGGAUUCAGUGUUGCCUACAACAAGCGUACGCUGGUUCUGGGUGCAGUCGGAUCAAACUCUUGGAGGGGCUCUCUUUACGAACAUCACCUGGAAACAGCAGCCGAAAACCAAAUCACAGAUCCCAACAUGAAAAACGAUUCUUACAUGGGAUAUUCUGUUGCUGUUGGAGAGAAGAACAAAGUUCCUCUAUAUUUCACGGGUGCACCAAGAUUUGACCAUGAAGGACAGGUCAUUCUUUUCACACAUAAUGGCAAUAACUGGACUGUAAGAGACAGAAUAAAUGGCACACAGAUUGGUUCUUAUUUUGGAGCGGAGCUGUGCUCAGUGGACAUCAACUCAGACGGCAACACUGAUUUCUUACUGGUGGGGGCACCGCAGUUCUACCUGCCUGAAGAGAAGAGGGAGGGGCAGAUCUACAUCUACAGUCUGACUCAAGAGAUAAACCUGCAGGCAGAGAUGACAGUAUCUGUGCCAUCUUUAGGAAGAUUUGGAACCACCAUCUCCUCUCUGGCAGAUCUGAAUGGAGAUCAAUUACGAGAUGUUGCUGUUGGAGCCCCAUUGGAGGAUAAUAACAGAGGGGCUGUGUACAUCUACCUGGGAGAGCAGCACAGAGGGAUGCGCACCACUUUCAGCCAGAGAAUCCCGGGACAGAAAAUAAAACCAGAGCUGAAUCUGAGAUUUUUUGGACAAUCCAUUGAUGGGAACAUUGACCUUGGAGAAGAUGGACUACCAGAUAUCGUAGUUGGAUCACAUGGCACUGCAACUGUCUUACGGUCAAAGCCCAUUUUUAAUGUCACAGCACAGCUAUCUUUUGAACCUUUGGAGAUAAGCACUGAGAACAUCAACUGCGUGACGUACACAGAAAUUAAUCUACCUAUGGGAAAUUUAACCGUCUGUUUUCAAAAAGUACAGACAACAUUCAGCAAACCAGGAGAAAAGAGCUUGAACAUUUCAUACACAGUUGAAGUGGAUCCAAAUAGACUAAUGCACCGAGGUUUUUUAAGCGACAGCAACAGGAAAGCUCGGAACCUUACCUUAACCAAGCUGCUGACAGGCAACACCAACUGCUUCAAUCACCUGAUCUACAUGCCGACAUGCGUGAAAGACACAUUGUCACCAGUCAGCGUCCAACUUAAUUUUUCACAAGUGGAUGAUGAGAAAGCAGAUGCAGUCUUGAAUGUGGACAACACAAGGCACGCCGUGGUUAAAGUUCCCUUUACGAAAGAAUGCAGACAAAAUGACACCUGUAUUGCAGAACUUGAGGUGGACUUCAACUUCAUGACCUCAACAUUACUGGUGGUGGACCAGGACUAUUUCAACGUCUCUGUAACACUGUCCAAUCAUGGAGACGACUCGUACAACACCAGCCUCACACUGUUCUACCCUCCGGGCCUCUCCUUCUCCAUGAUGACUCUGACAAAGCAAACGAGGCCGACGCUGCACAGCUGCAAUGACCAAAAAGAAGUCAUUGACAAAACCACAUGUGGCAUCAGUCUUCCUGUGUACCGCAGCAGAUCUUCCGUAACAUUCAAAACAGUUUUCCGCAUCAUCAGUAAUGACUGGAACGACACAAUGUCAAUGACCAUCACUGGAAAAAGCGAUAAUAUGAAUUCAGCCAGCGCUUCCCUGACCAAACACAUCCCUGUGCAGUUUCAAACUGACAUGGCUGUAACCCUGACAGACACGGUCAAUUAUCUGAACUUCACUCCAGAGGACAGUGCACCUAAAAAACUAGUAACUACUUAUAAGGUAAAUAAUCUGGGUUUUAAGGCUUUUCCUGUCAACGUGUCCCUAGUCUUGCCAACUAAACUGGAGUAUAAUUUUGAAAUGCACAAGGUUCAAGUCCUCGUUCAACAGAAUAAAACUCAAUGCAACAUAAUCAUGGAUGUGAAGUCUGAAUACUGCUCCCUGGAGAAAUACUGCAAAUCUAUAGUAUGCGACAGUUUCACCCUGGACAGACAAUCAAGUGUUGACUUUACACUGUCUGGGGACGUACAGUUUCUGGACCUGAAGCAACAUGCGGGGAGUAUUGCUUUUCUAAAACUAUAUACCGGAGACAGAGCCGAAAUUAAAUUUAAGAGCAGCCUACAUGUUGAUUAUGACAGACAACGUUACAUCCAAGCAUCUCAAAAACAGAACACACAGGAAAAAUCUGCUUUCUCGAAAGGCAAUGAACCGGCAAAGCAAUCGGAAGUUCAGGUGGAGUUCAUAAUCCCUCCUAAUCAAUUAGUCAUCACUGCAACCGGAGCUGGUUUGGGAUUCUUACUUCUGAUCAUCAUCACUGUUAUUCUGUGUAAAUUGGGAUGUUUCAAGAGGAAGACGCAGGAGUAUUAUCAGCAACAGAACGCAACUUCUCCUCAAACUGCCUCCCUCCUCGAGAACAACUCUGCAGUGACACCUACAUCAGCCAGCCAAUCAGAAACUGAUGGCAAGCCCGACCAGCCUGCAGAGGAAAAACUGGUUCUUGAUAACGGCAACGCUGAUAGCAGCAUCUCGCCUGACAGUACGGAGAAGGAAUUAGAGCUGACUGAGCCUAUUAGUGAAUCUACCGCUGACUGUACGGACUGACUUGUACGGAUUUUGCUGCCAUUAAAGGACAUUGUCUGCACGCUGUGGGUCACUAACAUAAAUAUUGUGAGCCUCUUUCCUGAAACAUCACACAUUCCCCAAACAUCGUAAGGAGGCAUUAAUGAUUUUUUUUUUUUUUUUACCUUAUGUAACAUGUUGCACGACUGAAAGACUAAAAUUUUGCUUAUCGGCUUAGGCACAAGUUGAAGUAAUUCUGUUGUCAUUAGUAGUGUAACGGCUCACAGUUAAUUCAUGAUCCAUAUGGCCGCACACACCGGUUUGGAACACGUGAGCCGUGGAGUAAUUGCAGAAUUUAUAAAAGUGUGAUUUUGUGUUAUGGUGGCUUGUUUUUAAUGUGAUAACUGAUCAUUUUGAUGCAGUUGUUGUAAAUUCACAGUCUGAGUGAAAUGCAAAUGUUCCAGACCCACAUACAGCCCACUUAAUAAUAAUAAAAAAAAGCUGCCUCGCGGAGAGACUGUAGCUCUCGCUGUCAUUGGACGCUCACACAGCCCGUUACAACCUCGUGCUCAGACCGCUACAAAAACAGGCUCAGCUGGGGCUCUAUAUUGCUCCUCAAAAUUCAAUAUGAUACACUGGACGUCCAAUACUCAAUAUGUAGAGAUACAUUUAUGUGCUUAAUAUAUUUAAAUGUGUUUAUAAGUUAGUGUACAACCCAGUUACUGCUUAAUUUUCUUUGGUACAUUUCAUCUUUUCUUUGCUUUUACUCCAAACUGAGCUCACAGUUUACAUGUUUGUAUGAUAAAAAUACUAACCCCAAAAGCUUUAAUCAUUUUCACAAUUAUGGGUUCGCUCAACCUGACCUGAUUUUAAUGCUACAACCCCAAACCCAAUGGACCCCGGACCCAGUACUCCCGGAGCACCCCCCCCAGGAUGCCCCGAGGGACACGGUCGAAUGCCUUCUUCAGAUCCACAAAGCACAUGUGGACUGGUUGGGCGAACUCCCAUGAACCCUCGAGC